Melampsora larici-populina 98AG31 is the source of this 2973-nucleotide messenger RNA. RefSeq lists its product as uncharacterized. NCBI's taxonomy places the organism in Eukaryota, Fungi, Basidiomycota, Pucciniomycetes, Pucciniales, Melampsoraceae. The record is from RefSeq and is a predicted model, not a curated record. The coding region runs from base 1 to 2973 and encodes 990 amino acids. The transcript is spliced from 3 exons.
AUGCCGCCCCGUAAAUCCUCCAGAGUUAGCAGCCUCGAACGGCCAAACUACUCGGAUUCCAUCCACAGAUCCAGCUCGAUCGGGAGCAAACGACGAUGUUCCGAUGCUACCAGACCAAACAACCGAACCAUCAGCUCAGGAAAUCCAGGCUGCUCAGGACUUGGAGCAACAGGAUCACAUAGUGAAACUGUACGAGUACCAUUUCACCAAAUGGAGAGACGCGCAAGCAUCGAACCCCAACAACACUCGAAACAUCAUGAUCUAUCUCAAGUUGUGGAAAUCGACUCACGAGACUCUGACGAUUCUGAUUGGCGAGGAGGCAACAAAAGCGCUCUGCCACCCUUGGGAUCCUCAUGUAGAAGAACAGAACCUUCUAGCGAGGACCUCCGGGGGAUUCAUAGGCAAGGAGCAAUACCUCAAACCGCAAACGAAUCAGUAUCAACGACCGACUCAGGCGGAGUCGUCAGCAGGCCCGUCGAGGAACCAACCUCACAAACAGUCAAACACCCCGUACAACAGACCAGCUCAAGCGGAGGACGAAGCCCACAAUAUGCAACAAAUGUUGUCUUUCAGCAGAGCCUAUUACCAAGCAGUGAAAGGGAUGAGAGGUCCCCACAAGGGGAAAGGCAAACAAAAUCCUCAACAAUAGAUAGGAUUUUCGAAUCUACUCCCAGCCCAUUUUUGAACUCUCAUAGACUUGGAAUUAAUUUAGCUCCCCAAAACGUAGAUAAAACCGUUAUUAGUUCCGUUUCUUUGCCUGUUAAACCUAUGCCCCAUCAACCUAUGCCUGUCACGCAGAAUGUUACUCAUGUCCCAAGUAGUACAGUAGAUCAUGCUCACGUUCCUAGCCUUACUGUAAUCAAAGAUGAUAUUUUUCAACGUGCCAUAACCUUGCCCGCACCAAAACAAGUGAGCCAAACAAACAAGACCUUUUCUCAGAACGAGAGAAAAACACCCGUGAGUUUGAGAGAGAACUUCGACAAAAACAAAUUUAUAGCUGAGUUGAGCAGAGAAACGAAAAAUACUAAAAGUAUUGAGCACAUACUCAAAGAAACGGAAUUUAAGAAAUUCUUGUCUUUGCGCAGAGGAGUACCAAGAGAGAUCUCAGAUGACAAAAGCUCAAUAUCAGCAGAAGGAGAAAAGAGUCUGAAUACCAAAUUUCAAGGCUUGCGACUACAGACGGAGAGCCUAUCACCUAAGUCAAUGAUAUCCUGGAACGACAAUCAAUUAGAUUUAGAGACAAAAUUUAAUACAUUGCAAAACAACAUUGAGAAUAAAAUUAACGAAUCCGUCACACUACUCAACGAGAAGUGGGAUUUAGGGUUAAACAUAUUAAAUGAUGAGAUGAAUGUACAUUUCGAAGAAAUGAAACAACGCAUAGACAAUGCAAACAAAGAGUUUACCCCGGUAGAGAUAAACAAAAUGCUAAACGAACACCUGGAAAACAUAGACGAUAUUAUGUCUAACGCCAUUAUGGUAAAUAAAGAAAUAGUUGAAGCUAAUAGUAGGCACCUGGCGGGACUAGUCAAACUAGUAGACAAUAAAUUGACAGAACAAAGUUUGAACUGUUCUUUGAUACACCGGAACGUAGUACGACUGGUAUCAUUAAUGGAUAAACUAACCACGAGAGUUAAAACUCAAACCGGAGAACACAGCAUCCUGAAUCACAUUGUUCCAGAUUCGGAGGUAGCAACCAGUAACAACCUGUUUGCACAAGAAUUUGAAAUAACAACUGGUAAUGCGCAUCAGCCAGAACGCCAUUAUAUAAGCAAAAAGAAAGCCUUAGUUAAGGCAAGUUGGGCGGAAUGGAAGAAGGCCAUUAAAGAAGACUUCGGAACACCGUUGUGGAAGCGAAGGAUGGCUUCAGCAUUUGAAAAGGAUAAGUUUAGGAACGAGUAUAGAUCUCGACCUACUCCUUGGUUGCUAACACAGCGUAAAAGGAUGGAAGCGGCUUGGCCAUUCCUUACAACAUCCGAACACAUAGACAAAAUACUGAGUUUGUGCCUCGGGGAAUUAGAACAUGCAAUCCAAUCGAGAAUUGAUGAGAAAACUAGUUUUGAAGCUUUUAUGAAUAUCUUUGAAGAGAUAGUUACAACUACCUCAAUAGGCAGAGCACUAGAUAGACCAAACAAUCUAAAAGUUACCUUUAGUAACACUAGAGAAACCAAGAGCUCUUUCCCAAAAGACAUAAGUAAAGAUUUAGAUCACUCAUCUUCAAGAGACAUGAGAUCGAAAGAUCAAAACCAGAGCAAAUAUGCUGGAGGCGAUAGAAAUAACGCUUCGAAAUUUCCCUUCAGGAAUAAAGAAAGCCGACAAGGAUAUGGUAAGAAACCAAUCAAUGCAGUAAACUGCGAAGACAAUCAGUUCGAAUAUGACAAGGAGCAUUCGGAUAACAAAAUAUCGGUACAAGAAUCAAUCAGAAAUGACACAACAGAUGAGGAGGAGGAGUUCUGUGUAAGUAACAUAGAUAUGUCCCAACGAGUAACAGAAAACAAUCAUCCAGAUACAGAUACCGAGGAACAAGAAACUGUUACAAAUGUAACGCAAGGGUCAUCCAUAGAUGAGCUAGCGAUUAAUAUCCAAGAAGCGGAAAAUAGGACAGUUUCAGCAACUAUUUUUAAGUUUAUAUCGCGGGAAAGGAUACAACUACUAGCAGUAGACACAUACCUGACAGUAUCAGUCAGAGGAUUCGAGAAAGCCAUGCUUAUCGAUACAUCGCGAGUACGAUCAUUUGUAUCCUCAGGGACGCUAGAUCAAUGCUGGCCGACCUGGAAAACGGACAUGAACUCCAGGGAUAAAGGAGAUAGCUCGAACGAAACAGUAGAACCAGAGCUGAUCGGGUCAAUUGAAUUACCUAUCAGACUAGAACAUAAAACGAGACCAUGUUUUAUAUACAUCAAAGUCUCUGUUAUCAAAGAAGAACAUUCAGAAUUCUUAACACUUGGCUUCAUGCCAAAUAUGGGAAGUGAAUGA